Brassicogethes aeneus is the source of this 4414-nucleotide messenger RNA. NCBI's taxonomy places the organism in Eukaryota, Metazoa, Arthropoda, Insecta, Coleoptera, Nitidulidae. The record is from the annotation of a GenBank genome assembly.
GAUGACAGUAGAGAAAGAAAAUUAGUUUAUGUCGUUCCGUCAAAGAAUAAUAAUCGCGCGUACGGUCAUAAUAAACUAUUCAAAACAUUUAUUGAGUAAACAAAGUGCAAUUAACUGUCGCUUUAAUCGUUAUGUAGCAGAGUUGUUAUUAGUGCGUAAUUUUUUAAAAGAUUUCUCCAGUGACCUAAGUGUCAAAAUUGAUUUACUGAAGGUUAAUAGUUUUAAUGUCAAAGUUCUUAAAAUAAUGAGUUUUUAUUAUGUUUGAAAAAUUUGUUUGUAAUGUUACUGUAUAAGCUAUGACAUAAAUAUUAGGGUAAAACUGUAGCUUUACAUUAAAAACAGUAAAAACCCUUUUUGUUAUCAAGUGCUAUUAUAUUAGAGUGUCAUUUAUAUCCUGCAUGCUGUUUUUUAUUAUUUUUGAUAAUGUAUGCCCCGAGUGACCGCAAUGCAUGCCAGUAGCUUAAAAUGUUUUAUUUUGCAUGUAUAGUGCUAUGUGCCGAUUGCUUUUUUUACUAAAGAAACUAUAACUGACUUAAAAAUGAAUUCCUGUGUUCCCAUUAGUGGUGUGAAUGCUAAUAUGGGCUCAGUAUGGAAAAGGCUCCAAAGGGUAAAUAAAAGGGCUGCCAAGUUCCAGUUUACUGUGUCCUACCACCAGCUUGCCAUCGAAUUUACUUCAAAAUGGGAACCCCACAAAUUAUCACUGGUAUGGUCUCGGAGAUCGCGAAGGGUGGUCUCCACCCCCAUGGCUUGGGAACCCACAUUACAAAAUCCUUUUAAAGGGCUGGUUGUCUGGCCCGUCCCAGAAAACCAUCAGGUAUCGAUCACGUUAUUCAAAGACCCCAGAACGAACGAGCUGGAAGAUAAGGAUUGGUCUUUUAUAUUAGAAGAUGUUCCUGCUACCGGUAAACGAAGACAACUGGCCGUGGCGCAUAUUAACAUGCGAAAAUACGCGAGCGUGGAGAGCACGCAAAGCGAAGUCCAAAUUAUAUUUAAGCCCACCUCAAAGAAAAAACUUGUUAACGCCAAAUUGGACUGCACGCUUUCUUGCGUGUUUCUUCGGGAGGGAAAAGCAACUGAUGAAGAUAUGCAAUCAAUGGCUUCCCUUAUGUCGGUGAACAAUAACAGCGACAUUGCACAAAUGGAAGACGUUGAAGAUGAAGAUUAUUCGCUAAACGACAAUAGCAUAAUGAAGAAUAGUUUGCACGAGGUCACGGCGAAUCUUCAACAAAUGACCAACAGUUUAUCGGGGUCAGAUUUUGCCAGCACACCAAUAAGUGUGAACAGUAUACAGUCUUUGUCGCGAGACGACAAAACGCCAACGGCGGAAACUUUUUCGCCGCUCAACGAAAAAUCGAAGCUAGUCAAUUCAGCGCCGGUUUCUGCACCGAAACCGGGGGAUUUUCAGGAACCCGACACCGAUUUCUAUUCGGAACAAUGUUCGGAUUUGCUCGACAAACUCGACAGUCUCGAGGAGGAGAACGAAGACGACUUGGCCAUUGUAAAUCUACCGAGCAGUAGUCCCCCAAUGAAACCCAUACGAAACAGCGUUAACAUAAAACUGCAACCUUUGGAUCUGAAAGAAAUGAUCGAAACACCAAAAUCCUGCCAAAAAUCAACGACGCCCGGCCAGGACUUGCUAGAAUGGUGCAAGGAAAUGACAAAGGACUACCAGGGAGUUAAAGUUGCCAAUUUAACCACCAGCUGGCGUAACGGCAUGGCAUUCUGCGCGUUGAUUCAUCAUUUUGAACCAGAACUUAUUGAUUUUGAAUCUUUAACGCCACACGACGUUAAAGGUAACUGCAAGAAAGCAUUUGAUGCUGGAGAUAAACUGGGAAUUCCUAGAGUAAUUGAACCAACUGACAUGCACAUGCUAGCAGUUCCUGAUAAAUUAGCAGUAAUGACUUAUUUGCACCAGCUGAGGGCACAUUUUACUGGUCAUCAGUUGGAAGUACAACAAAUCGGUAAAACUUCAGAGGAGAGUAACUAUAUUAUAGGUAAAUUUAAUACUGACAAAGAUACGGACAUAACGAAGCAGGUCUUCGGUCAAGAGAUCAUUAACUUGCGCAAAGCAAAGCAAAAAUCUCGAGAAAAUAGCAAGGAAAAGGAAAUGAACCAUGCCAACAAAGAAGCCACAGACGCCAAGCAAAAACUGCACUUGCAACUGAAAAUCACAAACGAACCGGAACCAUUCAGGGAACCAAAAGAACAAUCGCCCACUCUGGUCAAGGAUGUCAAGGAUAUUAUUUUGAGCGGUUCCAAAAAUAUCAUAAGCAAGGUUAUAACAUCGCCGGAUAAGAAUAAUAAACAGCAGCCGCCUCCCAAAAAAGAAGAAAAGAACCCGGAAGUGAAGAAACCGAUGUUGAUGACGCGGCGCGAGCUCACCGAUCCUUUCGGUUCUGACGAUGAAGAGGAAACGGUGGACAAUAAAUCUGCCAAUAAGGUGAAUGGGGACGUUAAUGGCGUUGAAAAUGACGAAAAAGAAACCAAAGAUAAGGAAGGCGAUAUCUUCUCUGACCUUCCAAAACCAAAUGCAUCGGAGGAAGAACGCCAAGCGCAGCUUCGCGAACGAGCGAGGCGGUUGCUUGCCGAAGCCAGACGAGGUUCGACGCCGCCCACCGAAGUCAUCCGAAUCAGUCCGGAGUCCGUAAAAUCGUACAGUGAAGCGGACGACCAGCUUCUACGGAUGGGUGAAGAACUUGCCAAACUUGAGAGGCAAAAUGGAGACGGUUCAGAAACUAACGGAAACAUUUACUCGAAAUUAGCAGAAUACUCAGAAUGCAAAACUAGUCCACAUGAUAUUAAAGAACGAAUUACUCCUGAUAAGUUACCGGACGAGUUAGGAUUAAAAGAGAUGGGUAUAGACGUACAUACGUGGAUAUACAGGGAAAUGGAAGAUCUAGAAAGGGAGGAAUGUUCCAUUGAUGAACAAGCCGCCGUUUUGGAAAUACAACUGAGGAAUGUGAUUAAGUCUAAUACUAGUAAUGAGGAGGAAGAAGCCUUAAUGUCAAAAUGGUUUAUGCUCGUGAACAAGAAGAACGCGUUGCUUAGGAGACAGAUGCAACUUAACAUAUUAGAAAAAGAAGCUGACUUGGAGACCAGAUACAAGAUGUUAAACGAGGAGUUACAGAAAAUAGCCUCAAUAGAAGAUUGGAGAAAAACUGAAGAACAAAGAAACAGGGAGCAAAUGCUUCUAGAGGAACUCGUGCAAAUAGUCAACAAGAGAGACGAACUUGUGCACCAUUUAGACAAUCAAGAAAAAGCCAUUGAAGAAGAUGAUCUUAUCGAACAGGAUUUAUCACAUUUAGAGUUGCAACCCAAGGAUAAAUGUGUAAUUUCCUAAAUUACACAGUAAAAAAAUUGUUUAUUACUCUCAUCUUUUAUUUUUAAUUUAUUGGUGCUUAUUGUGAUAUAUUUAAUUUAAUUUAAUUUUUAGUUGCUUCCCAUAUACAGAUCCAUGUAUAUUUAAUAAAUUUGCUUAUGUUACCUUAAUCCUGACAGAAAUCAUCCUUUCUUUUAUAUCUAAUGUUAGGUAGGUAUCCUAAGAAAGAGUAAACGUGUUUUUUUAAACUUUGUCAAGGAUGUAUAUAAAAAAUCAUGCAAUCUAGACAAAUAUUGUUUAUUUAAAUUAAUUUAUGACUUUGCAUGCCACAUGUAAUCAAGACAUUGUUUUUAGAAUAAACAGUAAUAAAAAUAGUCACUAUUGACUUAUGUACUUAUUCCUGUAAGUAGUUAAAGAAAUUUAAAUUUCUUUAAUUUUUAAAGUUACCAAUUAAAUUCGUAAAAAUUCCAAUUCGUAUAUUUAUUCGACCGAAUUGAAUUAACAUUUUGGCUGUAAUACUCGACCAUCCAUACUUGAAGUGCAAUAUUCAAUUUCGCUUCCCUUCGUGUAAAAUUAAUAAAAUGUAAACAUAUUUAUGUAGCUUUCCCACAUGAUAUUUAUUUUUCCUAGUAAAUAGCAAAUAAGCUUGUUGGUAAUUUAUGUUAUGAAUAUUUGGCAAAAGUUUAUCAAUUUUACAGUUAACUUUCCUCUUUAAGAAAAAAACUUUAUUUUACUUACUAAAACAAAACUUUUGCCAUAAAACAUAAAUAUGUGAUAGUAAUCAGAAAUUGUUUAAUAAGUCAAUGGAUUAAAUAGCCUAUUAUUUAUUUUUGGUUGUAAAAAUGUUGUGUGUAUGUAGAUAGACAUGUUACAUAAAGAUAUUGUGUAAUAAUUGUGAUUUUUUUAAAUUGCGAAGCAUUUGUCAGAAUUUGCUGUAUAAAAUGUAUGCACUUAUCUGUCAAAUACUGUGAAGGCAUAUUUUUUUACAAAUUAGAAUCGGCUUUUUGUGGUUGUAAUAUAACUCUGUUCAAGUCUGUAUAUUUCCAAUGUAUUUAAGUUAAAAACUGUGUAAAUAUAACAACUAAAUUAAAACUA